GACUGAGACGCACCAUCUUCACAACUAGUUUUGCAAGAAUAUUUUCGGUACUAAAAAUAAACAAUUCGUGAUAACUUGCGAAUUUUGUCAAUGUGAGAUCAUCAGAAGACUCGGAGGUGGUGGAGUGAAUUUUUGGAGUUGAAAAAAAAACAGCUGAUGUACAUAAUGGAAUCUACAGAGUUUUUCUUCAAGUUUCCUGCAGAAGUUGAUUUGUCUCUCAACGUCGGGGGCUGGGUCGAGGCAGUACGGAGCCGGAUGCCUCGUCUUUUUUAAUAAAAUCAACAAUUGUAAAAAGAUUUUUCAAGAUAACCAGUGUUAUGGAUCGAAUAUUAGCAGUGAGAUUACUUUGCAGAGUGAGUGCUGCACGAAGUGCAGUGACAAAACAGUUUCACAGUUCUGUGAGACUCCUGAGUGCCAAGGAUUCAUCAUCAUCAUCAGAUUCCUCAGACUCUGAUGCUGACAAGUCGAAGAAAAUUAAACAAAAGAAUGAACGAGAUGAAACUGCGAAGCAGCAGACUGUUGACUUGCUGAAUAACUUGUUGGCAAAAAUGGAUCAAGAGAAUUUGGUGAAUAAAACGAUUGAUCUGGCACUGCCAGCCAAGAAGCCUGCCCCGAAAAAAGUGAAGGAAAAAACUUUAGAGGAAAAAAUAAAAAUAGCAGCGAAGGACGUCGCACAGACUCUUGGAGGCGAUACGCAAAAGAAAGAAGCGGAGCUACUCGAUAAGAUAUUCUCAGCUGGGGCUCCACCACCUCCUCCAGUUUUACCUAUUCCGCCUGUUAAAAAAUCCAAAAAGAAGAAGAAGCAGAAAAAAGAGAUGGAAGCGGUGCCUCAGAAGACAGAAGAGGUGAUGGCGAAGGAAGAAAAAAUGCCUCAGAAGACAGAAGAGGUGACGACGAAGCAAGAAAAAGUGUCUCAGGAGACAGAAGAGGUGACAGCGAAGCAAGAAAAAGUGCCUGAGAAGAAGGACGAGGUGCCCGAGCCCUCCUUGAGUGAAUUGCUCGCAGCCAUGAAAAUCGAUAGAACUCCGAAGCAACUCUCGGAAGAAGACGUUCUUCCCUUCGCGAGAGCCGAAAAAAUCCGAGAAUUGGCCCACAAAUUCCAGCCCAGAGGUGCAGGUCAGGAUAUCGAGAGAUUCGCAGCUCGAGCACGAAGGGAAGUAGUCGCUGAUUUAUAUGCUGGCAAGCCCUUCGGUAUCCUCGGUGGUACCUCUUCCUCAAUCGAUGCAAUUACCACGAAAUUAAAUACCUGGGAGGCAUUGGAAAAGCAAGAAUUGAAACUAAUGAUAUCUCAUCCUCCUGAAAACUAUUUCGAGGAAUUGAUCCAGUGGACACAACGAGGAAUUCUUUGGAAGUUCCCUAUUGACAAUGAACAAGGAAUGGAAGCAGAGCAGAGCGUUCACUUCUCCGAGCAUGUCUUCCUAGGGAGGCAUAUAGAGGACUGGUGUCCGAGGAAGGGACCCAUCCGCCACUUCAUGGAACUAGUCUGCACUGGUCUGUCUAAAAACCCAUAUAUGACGGUGGAAGAGAAGAAAGAGCACAUAAUGUGGUUCAAGAACUACUUCGGUGACAAACAACAGUUGUUGAAAGAUAUUGGGGCCAUUGACCAGGACAUUCUGCCAGAGGGGGAAUCCCAGAAGCAGAUUCAGGCUUGAGAUAUUUGUUAAUUUGUAAAGAGUCAGGUUUAAUGAAUAAAGAAUAAUUAUUAUGCGAUGCUUGGGAAUUCUGGAUAAAUUAAACAUCAGAUCUCAGAGGCUUGAGGAUAUCAUCAAGAUGGAGGACCAUGUCAUGGCCAGAGAGUUCGUCAGUGUCAGAAGAUAACUUCUCCUUUUUCAAUUUUAGAAUUUUCGUAAUAAAUUUCUAGAGGUAUCAAUAAAAAGAUAAUCCGAAAGAUUA
Diachasma alloeum is the source of this 1893-nucleotide messenger RNA. RefSeq names its product 28S ribosomal protein S31, mitochondrial (gene mRpS31). Gene Ontology annotation, cellular component: mitochondrial small ribosomal subunit. Bases 318 to 1652 code for a protein of 444 amino acids. The transcript has 8 exons. The record is from RefSeq and is a predicted model, not a curated record. Lineage: Eukaryota; Metazoa; Arthropoda; Insecta; Hymenoptera; Braconidae. Gene Ontology annotation, molecular function: structural constituent of ribosome.